Acanthocheilonema viteae is the source of this 382-nucleotide messenger RNA. The record is from the annotation of a GenBank genome assembly. Lineage: Eukaryota; Metazoa; Nematoda; Chromadorea; Rhabditida; Onchocercidae.
CCUACCACACGGAAUAGCUAUUGCUAAUGAUAACGAUAACGAUAAACAAUAUGAUAAGCCACAAAAGGAGGGUGACAGGUCGAUGGAAACUGUUGGAUCAUCACAUGAAACAACUAUUAAUUGCAUAAACAAUAAUCAAUUAAAUAAUAAAUGCUAUUCGGGUAUUCGUAAUUACGAUGUUCCAAAGGAUACCAUUAAUAGUAAUAUUUUGGAGAGCAGAUCUCAACGAGUGCAACCAUUGAAACAACCAUUACUUUAUGGUCAUCAUCGAAAGCAUUCAGAAUCACAAAAAGCAUCAACACGACCACCACCUCCAACUAUUGUUCUCAGGUACUUACUUCUAAAUAGCAAUUAUUAUUGCUACAGUCAUGCUUCACAAUAA